Messenger RNA from Sinocyclocheilus anshuiensis, 677 nucleotides. RefSeq names its product two pore calcium channel protein 2-like. Gene Ontology annotation, cellular component: lysosomal membrane. Lineage: Eukaryota; Metazoa; Chordata; Actinopteri; Cypriniformes; Cyprinidae. The coding region runs from base 64 to 354 and encodes 96 amino acids. The record is from RefSeq and is a predicted model, not a curated record. Gene Ontology annotation, molecular function: intracellularly phosphatidylinositol-3,5-bisphosphate-gated monatomic cation channel activity; ligand-gated sodium channel activity; voltage-gated channel activity. Gene Ontology annotation, biological process: calcium-mediated signaling; endocytosis involved in viral entry into host cell. The transcript is spliced from 3 exons.
GUUGAAGCAAAACUCUGCAGGGCUGCGGCUCUCCAGGACCGACGUUCGCCACCCCUGGUCUAGAUGGAAGAAGAAGAGCCGCUACUGACUGGCAGCAUUAACCGGGACUCUGGUGAUUAUGGAUCUCAUGAUAAUGGUGAACAUUAUCAACAUGAAGAAUCACCAGGAUCAAGACGCCUGUCCUAUUCAGUGACUGACGAUUCUUACCCUGUGUACGAGGAUGCAGACCUCUAUAUCCAGCAGGCUGUUGUAUUUAUUGAAGAUGCAAUUCAGUAUCGAUCCAUCAAUCACAGGGUUGAUUCUGGGUCCUUACGGUUAUAUAGAUGGUAUUAUUCCAAAAUUUGCCAGUGGUAAGCAAGCAGAAAUGUAUGCUUUUUAUUUAAGAUUUUUUUUCUUUGCCAGCCAUGUGCCAUACAAAUGCAAAACAGUUACUACGGCAACACUGGAAUUGUGAAAAAUUGCUUCAUAGGUUUAUAUAAAAACAUGAUUGCAUUUUAGUUUAUUUGGUAUCAGUAUUCACACUCUGUAGUUGUGUCUAAAUCAUAGUAUAGGUGAGCCAAAUCCAUCAGUAACAAGACUCGGAGAGCCUUGCUUUCAGUCAUUACUCAAUUUUGACAAAAUGUAGGUACUUUGUUUUUCCUUUUCAUUGCAUACCGUAGUUAUUUCAAUCAGUGUUU